Molecule: messenger RNA, 1715 nt
Organism: Lathyrus oleraceus (garden pea)
Lineage: Eukaryota; Viridiplantae; Streptophyta; Magnoliopsida; Fabales; Fabaceae
Product: agamous-like MADS-box protein AGL65
Exons: 12
Coding region: 313-1386 (357 amino acids)
Biological process (GO): positive regulation of transcription by RNA polymerase II
Molecular function (GO): cis-regulatory region sequence-specific DNA binding; protein dimerization activity; DNA-binding transcription factor activity, RNA polymerase II-specific
Source: RefSeq, a predicted model, not a curated record
GCAUCAUGCAGAAGCUAAAACUUUCCCUGAAUGUAAGGGAUGGGACAGAUAGAGGAUUGUGUUUGUUUGUUGGUAGAAAAAGAAAGAAAAAAAAGUGGUUGUUUCUAAAAUCUCACCGUUCAUUUUCAACUUUUUCUCUUCCUCUGGUUCCCCAAACACCAUCCACCGAAAUCAUAGCUACACCCAUCGUCUUCAACAAUUCAUUUCCUCUUAGAUUCGUCAUUUUUCUCUCUGCAUUUUUUCCCUCAAAAUAAAUCAUCAUUUGCUUCCACUUAAUUCUUUUCUAUAUUCGUCUUCAGUGUCUCAACAAGGAUGGGGAGAGUUAAACUCAAGAUAAAGAAAUUGGAGAGCACAAGCAAUAGACAUGUGACUUAUUCCAAGAGGAAAAGUGGAAUUCUAAAGAAAGCAAAGGAAUUAUCAAUUCUAUGUGAUAUCGAUAUUCUCCUUCUCAUGUUUUCUCCAACAGGAAAACCUACCAUGUUGCAAGGAGAGCGCAGUAAUAUGGAGGAGAUCAUUGCAAAAUUUGCCCAACUUAGUCCACAAGAAAGGGCCAAACGGAAAAUGGAAAGCCUUGAAGCACUGAAGAAAACCUUCAAGAAAUUGGAUCAUGAUGUAAAAAUACAAGAUUUCUUGGGCUCAAGUAGUCAAACGGUGGAGGAUCUAACUCAUCAAGUGAGAGUUUCGCAAGCACAACUUGCAGAAAUACAACAGAGACUGAGCUAUUGGAGUAAUCUAGAGAAGAUCAACAACUUGGAACAUCUUAGAGAAAUGGAAGAAUCGCUCAGGGAAUCAAUCAAUCGGGUGUGUAUACAAAAGGAAAAUUUAGGAAAGCGCCAAUUAAUGUCACUUGAAUGUGCUAACCAGUUACCGGAAGGGAUGACUUUACCCUUGAUGAUGACUGGUCUACAAGAAUCCCAACCCUUGUCUUGGCUUCUAAGUGGUGAUAAUCACCAGUUGAUGUUACCUAGUGAACCAAAAUUUCUGCCAUUUAGUGAUAAUGGCAAUAGAGACACGGAGUGCUCCACCGACAUUUCACUCCCAGGGUACUCCAGUUUUAUUGGGAAUGGAAAAAUUGAGGUUGGAAGCUCUCCAAAUGUCACUAAUUUGGGUCAGGGAAAUGGUAACUUGAAUGAGUUAAAUGGAAAUCCAAAUCCUUACUUAAAUGUACAACAUUGUGAGCAGCAGUUUGCAUACCCUCCUUCCCAAGAUCUCGAGGACCCGAAACAUCACCAAACAAUGAAUAGUAAAUCAAAUACUACAGAUUACCAAGUUAAUAACAAUUACGAACUUCCAAGAUCACUAUUUGAAACGGAACAUCAGUUCUGGAAUUCUACUCCUGGCUCUUGCGGGAUUGCCAUGUAUAAUGAAAAUGGCUUUCAUAGGUAACUGAUUGGUCCAUGCCAGCUUCAUGAAUUAAAAAGGAUGAUGAUUUCAAUGAUUUGACCAAUAUUACUGCAAGAACUAGAUUAUGUUGCUUGCUUAUUCACCAAUGAGACCAAAGAUGUUCCUAAUAGAGGGUUGUCUAUGAUAGUUGUAUAUAAUGUAUGCCAUAGAGGAUAUAGUUUGUCCAUAUACAGAUAUUUUCUUGCCUUGAAUACUGACUUGUUUACUAGUAGUUUUUUUAGUUAAGUUAGUGAUCCAAGUUGUAAAUUUGAUUUCUUUAGAAAAUAAAGUGUAAUCAUAUAUUAAUAUCAAGACCCCUAGAUGUGAGUCAA